AAAGAUUAAUCAAUUAACGUUUUCCUAAUUAACCGAGUCAGCUAUGCCCUUGAACAAAUCUUUGACAUUUUGACAAUAUUUCACGUUAAAAUAAUCAGCAUAAAAUCGCAAAAUGGGCGCCUUUUUAUCUUGCAUCGAAGAUCAGGUGCCCUCCAUGCAGAGACUUCGAUAUGACAUGACCCCAAUUAAAUCAAAGUAUUUGCCCAUUAUCUGGCUAGUGGGCCCGCCAGGGUCGGGGCGCAACACCCAGGGGAAGAUGUUGUCCGAAAAUUUGGAAUUUUCGCACAUCAAAGUGGCGGACUUGUUGAGAGAGGAAGCCGAUAAUGACACGGACAGGGGGCGGCUUAUCAACGAGGCGCUCCACCACCGCUCGAAAAAAAUCCCAGACUCUAUCGUUAUCGAUUUAAUCAAAGAGGAAAUGUUGCGGAACUCGGUAAAUUGCAAAGGAUACAUUAUCAAUAAUUUCCCGAGGAACAGCAAACAGGCUGCGCUCUUUAUCAAAGAAAUCGACGACGUGGACGCGAUUAUUUACUUGUCGUGCGACGUUCCCGUGAUGGUGCGGCGGAAGAAAAUCAAGAGCGAGGGCCGCCUGGACGAAGAAGUCAUCAAAAAGUCGAUCACUUCCUACAUGAAGGAAAUCAAAGAGGGGACAUCAAAGUAUGGGAGCAAGAUUGAAAAGAUCCGCGCCAAUGAGGACGCCAACGAGGUCUAUACGAAGAUUGAAGCCGCCAUUUCAGUCCGGAUUAGCACAAGAACUAGGAUUUCGAACGAGGCAGAUUACGCCCAGUCACAAGAGAACGAAUCAGUGGUCUCCUCAGUUUAACUCUUUCCGGUGCUUUGUAUUCGAAAUUUCCCAAUAAAAGCGUAAUUUUCGCCA
Molecule: messenger RNA, 877 nt
Organism: Tribolium castaneum (red flour beetle)
Lineage: Eukaryota; Metazoa; Arthropoda; Insecta; Coleoptera; Tenebrionidae
Product: adenylate kinase isoenzyme 1
Exons: 3
Coding region: 113-823 (236 amino acids)
Biological process (GO): nucleobase-containing compound metabolic process
Cellular component (GO): cytoplasm; mitochondrion
Molecular function (GO): AMP kinase activity; ATP binding
Source: RefSeq, a predicted model, not a curated record